Spodoptera littoralis (African cotton leafworm) is the source of this 1482-nucleotide messenger RNA. NCBI's taxonomy places the organism in Eukaryota, Metazoa, Arthropoda, Insecta, Lepidoptera, Noctuidae. The record is from the annotation of a GenBank genome assembly.
AUGGGUUUCAACAAAAUUAUGGUCACCUCCGGUGUCAUCACUCUGCUUCAAGCUAUGGGGCAGUUGGUCUUCUCAUCAAUGUGCAUAGCGCAAUAUUUUUGCGUAAUCGACUUUUUGAGAGGACUUCCUCUACUAAUCUACAUAAGAGUCCUUUACUUUCACAACCCUGUGGCAUGCGGACCAACAAUCAACAUCGGCCAAGCUAUCGACAGCAUUGCUAAUGAAGCCUUCAUUUUGUUAACCUCGGAACCGUUCACGGUGUUCAGGACUUUCAUCAUAAACUGCGUCAGCCUCGGCCUGAGUGUGUUUUGGAUGACCAGCAGUAUCAUUAUUAUAAUGGCUGGAGCCAGAGAUAACCAGACAAAAUGUACACGGUGGCCCUGGAUAAUACUCACUGCUGCCGUGAGUGGUCUCGACCUGGUAGCGACUGUCACGUACGCCAACGAUACGUUUCACACAAGGACUUUGCAAGAUAUGAUGAAUUUCAUCGGCGGCAGAGUAAGUGGAAUCGGAAAUGCUCAGCUGGACACCACGUGGACUGCUUGGGCCAUGGUUAUCCUCUACUCACGUUUCGUCAUUCUUUUUGUCAUUAACAUAAUUCUUAUUGUCAUCGUCAUCGUGGACUGCAAUGUGGAAAGAGAACCAAAAUCUGAUAUCGUUACUGUAGAAGCUCCAGUGCCGGUACAAAUUGAAGCUGCACCUCAAGUACCAGUUGCACCUCAAGUUCCCGUCCAGGUAUCUACUGCAGUUCAAGCCUCUCCUCCUCAAGAAACACCCCCGCCACCCGUGGUCACUGAAAGGGAUGCUAUCAGUGACAGAGAUGAAGAAUUAGCAAGCUUACCCAGCGAAAGAGUCACCACUAGAAUACCACGCGCUGGUCUUAGCCGCUCCUUCCGUCGGAUGAAAGCGUUCCUCUUCAGAAAGUCACCUUCACCUGAAAUUCAUACCCGAUCGAAUCCAGAUUCUUUCCAAAUAUCGCCCGAACGAUCACCCCGCACACACUACGUUCACCAGCAAGUUGACGUAGACCUUGACAAGAAAAGGACAGUGAAUUUUCCGGAGAGUCUACUAUCAUUGCCACAGCGCUUAGAGAAUAUAAUAGCAGAGCAGCAAAGACGCUUAGACCGUGCCACCAUAGACACUUCUGGAAGAAACAGCCCACCACGAGCUUCGCAGUCCAUGCCUCAUCUUGCAACCACUUCCAGCCAACCAGAGGGGCGAGGACGCCGUGGAACAACGGCCGAGCUCCAGGGCCAGCUUCCCUGGGCGUAUAUACCAGCGUCCUCGCACCGCAUGCGGGACCAACUCCCUCCGGACGAGGAUCUACCACCGGUCCCUCUCCCAGACUACAACGCCAUGCAGCCUACUAGAAAAGCAUCCGUCCAUCGAGCGGCUUCCAGCUUAAGUUCGCUAACACAAAAGAAAAAUUAUGUGACGUCACGGUCUGUGCCAGCGCUAAAUCAAUCCGACGUUUUGUAUUGA